Messenger RNA from Gavia stellata (red-throated loon), 1074 nucleotides. RefSeq names its product NFAT activating protein with ITAM motif 1 (gene NFAM1). Gene Ontology annotation, biological process: B cell receptor signaling pathway; positive regulation of B cell receptor signaling pathway; positive regulation of cytokine production. NCBI's taxonomy places the organism in Eukaryota, Metazoa, Chordata, Aves, Gaviiformes, Gaviidae. The record is from RefSeq and is a predicted model, not a curated record. Gene Ontology annotation, cellular component: membrane raft. Gene Ontology annotation, molecular function: transmembrane signaling receptor activity.
AUGUGUGUUAUAUUUUAGAGUCAUCAGAAGACAAAGCUCUAUGCAUUAAAGCGCUUACGGUCUAAUCUUUGGAUACCCGUUAGUAGGUGUAACACCAUCGCAGUAGUACAGAGAAAUGAACCUCAGUGUGGGGAGGAGUCUGACCAAAAAGCAGAAGAGCCUGCAUCAGCCAGGAACAGCUUGCCAAAAGCAGUGUGUGUCCAUCCCGCCAUGUUUGCAAACAGGAGGGGAUCAACCAGCUGCAUGGGCGUGGAAAUACCUGACAAACCCCCAACUUUUGGAUCUUCGUGUCUGGUUGCUUUCUUACAGCCUUUGACCCCCAUCAUGGCCUCUAAUCUAAAAGUCAUCUUCCUGUUUCUUUGGUUGCUCCAGUGUGGAGGGGAAAAUGUCGAUGUACAGCAGAAACCUCCAAUCCAGGUUGCAUUGCUGAAGGAAGGAAUAUCCAUCCCCUGUAAAGUCAUCUUCCCUUACAUGCCAAAAUACACCAAAUUUUCAAUCUUCUAUUACUGGAUUAAUUCACUGGGCCAGAAAACAUCCAUCUAUAGUACGUCAGAAAACGUAGCCAUCCCUUCUGGAAAAGAGAAUAAGACUGCUACCAUAUCGUACAACCACAGAAUAAUGCCACUUGAAAACACCUCUUCUACUGGCACAUACUACUGCGAGGUCAAAUGGAAUGACAUCCAGAAAAUGGGAAAUGGAGUGUUUGUCCUUGCUAGAGGUACGGGGUACAUAGAGACCUCUUAUGAAUGGGAAGUCCUCACUACCCUUACUGCUAUUGUUGCUGCAUUGAGCAUCACCGCAACAGCUCUGCUUCUGUCGAAAAGAAAGGUGUUGUGCCCUAGAAGGAACAAGCUAAAUAUCCUGAGACAGAAGGUGGAAACACAGCCCCAUUCAGCCAGCCCACCACCACCACCUCCUGUCUAUGAUUGCCUGGAUUUGCAGCAAGUUGAUGUCUAUUCUAUCCUCGAGAACAACACAAACAACCUGUCACCCAGAAAGAGUCCUCCAGGCAAGACACCUAAGAAGCAAGCAACUCCAGAAGAAUCCUCUGAUACAUUGUAUGAGAAUAUCUAA